AUGGACUUCCUUAGCGUCUUUGGGCCCUCCACCGGCCUCCCCUUGCUCACCUAUGACCUUGUUUUGUGCUGCAUCACCCAGCACCCUCCAUGGCUGGACCAAGAUGUUACAGAUGAACAUCCUGCUGCCAAUCAGCUGCUAGCCUGCAUGGGGCCCAGUUAUUGCUGGGUGCCUCUGUUUUACUGUUCAGGAUGGUCUGUGGAGUGUAUCCCGGGCCCAGACCCGGCCUUGCAUGGGACCCAGACCAUCAGAGGCCAUUUUGAUGGUAACAACAGCCACACUGACGUGGUGUUAGAGGGUGAUGAAACAGCUGACGUUGCAGAGGAGAGGGAGGAACCAGAUGAGGAUGCCAUUUUCAUCUAUUUCAAAAAUGAAGUUGAACGAUCUGAAGAUGAGCAUCUAAAGACUAUUGAUGACGAAACCAAUGCUUUUUUGGACUAUAUGUUUGGACCUCGAGAUUCUCGUGUCAGAGGAUGGUUCAUGUUGGACUCUUACCUGCCUACCUUUUUUCUGACUGUCAUAUACCUGCUUUCAAUAUGGUUGGGUACCAAAUACAUGAAGAACAGACCUGCUCUUUCUCUCAGGGGUACCCUCACCUUAUAUAACCUUGGAAUCACACUUCUCUCUGUAUAUAUGCUGGUAGAGCUCAUUCUUUCCAGUUGGGAAGGAGGCUACAACUUACAGUGCCAAGAUCUCACCAGUGCAGGGAAAGCUGAUAUCCGGGUAGCCAAAGUGUUAUGGUGGUACUACUUCUCCAAAUUAAUAGAGUUCCUGGACACAAUUUUCUUUGUUUUGCGGAAAAAAAACAGUCAGAUUACUUUUCUCCACGUGUAUCACCAUGCCUCUAUGUUUAACAUCUGGUGGUGUGUUCUGAACUGGAUACCUUGUGGACAAAGUUUCUUUGGACCAACACUAAACAGCUUUAUCCACAUUCUUAUGUAUUCCUACUAUGGACUCUCUGUGUUUCCAUCUAUGCACAAGUAUCUUUGGUGGAAGAGAUACCUCACACAGGCUCAACUGGUCCAGUUCCUUCUCACCAUCACUCACACCAUGAGCGCUGUUGUCAGACCCUGCGGCUUCCCAUUCGGGUGUCUCAUCUUCCAGUCUUCCUACAUGCUCACCUUAGUGGUCCUGUUCUUGAAUUUUUAUGUCCAGACAUACCGGAAAAAGCCAAUGAAGAAAGUUGUAGAAGACCUACCUGCAGGGAAAGAAGUUAAAAACGGUAUUUCCAAAGCCUACUUCUCCACACUGAAUGGAGUGAUGGCCAAGAAAGCACAGUAG
Molecule: messenger RNA, 1281 nt
Organism: Chrysochloris asiatica (Cape golden mole)
Lineage: Eukaryota; Metazoa; Chordata; Mammalia; Afrosoricida; Chrysochloridae
Gene: ELOVL2
Product: ELOVL fatty acid elongase 2
Exons: 9
Coding region: 1-1281 (426 amino acids)
Biological process (GO): sphingolipid biosynthetic process; very long-chain fatty acid biosynthetic process; fatty acid elongation, polyunsaturated fatty acid
Cellular component (GO): endoplasmic reticulum membrane; endoplasmic reticulum
Molecular function (GO): fatty acid elongase activity
Source: RefSeq, a predicted model, not a curated record